This is a messenger RNA of Penicillium cataractarum, 1263 nucleotides long. Its product is annotated as aminotransferase class I/II-fold pyridoxal phosphate-dependent enzyme. Gene Ontology annotation, molecular function: pyridoxal phosphate binding. Gene Ontology annotation, biological process: biosynthetic process. Bases 1 to 1263 code for a protein of 420 amino acids. Lineage: Eukaryota; Fungi; Ascomycota; Eurotiomycetes; Eurotiales; Aspergillaceae. The transcript is spliced from 3 exons. The record is from RefSeq and is a predicted model, not a curated record.
AUGGUGUUUUUCCCUGAGGCCCUCCAACAAAGUCUCGAAGAGGCAAUUGAGAAGCGGCGACAGAUACGCCGACUUUGGACCCUUCGCCCUCCUGAGUUUUACGCCAAUGGCGUUAAUUUCAUUUCAAAUGAUUUCCUAUCUUUGAAUUCAGGUGUGCACCGUGAAGCGGUCUUGGAAGAAAUCGCGCGAUACCCCAAUUUCAAGGUUGGUGCUGCUGCCAGCCGAGUCGCGGAUGGAAGCUCGGAGUACACCUUCGAACUUGAGCGGUGGCUCGCAGACUUUCACAACGCAGAGUCCUGCCUAUUAUUCAACUCCGGAUUUGAUGCCAAUGUUGCCAUUUUCAGCAUUCUUCCUCGUCCGACUGAUAUCAUUGUCCAUGAUAGUGAGAUCCACGCUAGUGUUCACACUGGUAUGCGUGCUAGCCGUGCCUCGCUGAUCAAGUCUUUCUCCCACAAUGAUCCUCAGUCAUUGAAGAAAGUACUUCUCGAACUUCUUGAAAAUGACUCCGCAGUAGCAAAGGGGGAGAAGACGGUUUUUGUUGCAAUUGAGUCCAUUUACAGUAUGGACGGUGAUAUCGCUCCAGCGGCCAAAAUUGUCCAGGUUGUCAAAGAGUGUUUGCCUUUAAAGAACGCGGUUAUGGUUGUAGACGAGGCUCACUCAAAUGGCAUCAUGGGCCCUCGGGGAAGCGGGUUCAUUUGUCACCAUGGACUCGAGAGUGAGUUCGCUAUUCGGUUGCAUACCUUUGGGAAAGGUAUCAAUGCUACUGGGGCCGCGGUCCUCUGUCCUCCCUUGUUCAAGGAGACGCUGGUGAACUACGCACGUAAUUUCAUCUUCACAACUGGUCCAGCCUUCCUCACCAUGGCCACUGUCAAAGCAUCCUACAAUGUUAUCAGCAGUGAAGAAGGAGAAGAAAGAAGGCAAAGGCUGCAGGCUCGCAUCCGGCAGUUCUAUCGUUGCCUCACUGAGCACCACCUUUGGGGCGCUGCUUGUAAAACUGGCCGAGUGAGAGUCCUUGCUGCUGAAUCUUGGAAAGAUAUGGAAUUCAUUUCGCCCAUCAUUCCUAUGUUAACAAAGGUGGGCCUUUCUCACAGCUUGGAGGAUAGACUUGCUGGCUGUGGCUAUUUCUCUCUGGAAGUCGGAUAUCCUGUUGUUGCAAAGGAAAAGGAGCGAGUGAGAGUGAUCAUACAUGCCGAUAAUAGUGAGCAUGAAGUCGAUGGUCUCGUAGAUGCCAUAUUGAACUGGGCGGCGGACCUCCCUAACUAA